UUCUUCGUCGAGAGGUGUUGUUGUUUAACAAAAAAACGGAAACAUCGCAUUAAUUUCGUUAUUUAUUUUUUUGUUGGAAAUUUUAUUUUUUUCUUAACAAGAAAAGAAACAAAACUAUAAAAAGCCGAACGAAAUAAAACGCGUUUAAGUUAUUAACAAAGCUAAUUAAACAAUUAGAAAUAAAACGAAAUAAUCUGUUAAGUUUGGUGUUUAAUUUAAAAUUAAAAGAAAACGAUAAUAACAAAAUAGUCUACGAUCACUAUUGAAUGAAAAUCUUAAACAAAAGCUCUUAAAGAGCUUAAAAAUAAUAAAAAAAAAAUUAAUCGAGAGAAAAGGGAAAUUAAAACAAAUGAAAACUAUUUCCUAAAAUAAAGUAUUUUACAAAAAACUCUACUAUUAGGUGUAUUUAAGUGUUAAAAGAAAAAAAAAAAUAAUAUAAUUUACGAAUAAAACACAAAAAAUAUUUUAUGCAAUUUUAUGUUGAAGUGUCAUUUAAUUGUGUCGCGUUUUAAAUCGUUUAGAAAUUGAAAUCGUGCGUUAGUAGUUGUGUUUUUUUUUUUUUUGAAAGUGCCGUCGAGUGUUCGUCGCUACCGUCGUUUACCGCCGUCAUCUUUAACAUGUUUAAGUGCAUUCCAAUAUUUAAGGGCUGUAAUCGCCAAGUAGAGUUUGUGGACAAGCGUCAUUGUUCACUACCAAGUGUUCCCGAAGAAAUUCUACGUUAUUCGCGUACACUAGAGGAAUUAUUUUUGGAUGCAAAUCACAUACGAGAUUUGCCAAAGAAUUUCUUCAGACUUCAUCGCUUGCGUAAAUUGGGCUUAAGUGACAAUGAAAUUGUACGUUUGCCUCCAGAUAUACAACAUUUUGAAAAUCUAGUGGAACUAGAUGUUUCACGUAAUGAUAUUCCAGACAUUCCCGAUGACAUCAAACACUUGAAAAGCUUACAAGUGGCUGAUUUCAGUUCAAAUCCAAUUCCAAAAUUACCCGCUGGUUUUUCACAAUUAAAAAAUUUAACAGUUUUAGGUUUAAAUGACAUGUCUCUAACCACAUUACCAGCAGAUUUUGGUUGUUUAACACAAUUAGAAUCGCUGGAAUUGCGUGAGAAUCUUUUGAAACAUUUACCAGAAUCCAUUAGUAAAUUAACAAAGCUGAAACGCCUCGAUUUGGGCGAUAAUGAAAUCGAACAACUGCCACCCUAUUUGGGUUAUUUACCAGCACUCCAAGAACUAUGGCUAGAUCAUAAUCAAUUACAACAAUUACCUCCAGAAUUGGGACUAUUGAGUAAUUUGACAUAUCUGGAUGUGUCCGAAAAUCGUCUCGAAGAAAUACCCAAUGAAAUUAGUGGUUUAGUGAAUCUAACCGAUUUGGAUUUGGCACAAAAUCUAUUGGAGUAUUUGCCGGAUGGUAUAGCGAAACUAAUUCGUUUAACGAUUUUAAAAUUGGACCAAAAUCGCUUACAAAGACUCAACACAAAUAUAGGAGACUGUGAUAAUAUGCAAGAACUUAUACUCACCGAAAAUUUCCUUUCUGAAUUGCCGGCCUCUAUCGGCCAGAUGACCAAACUGAGCAACCUAAAUGUCGAUCGUAAUGCCCUCGAAUAUCUACCAAUCGAAAUUGGUAAUUGUGCCAAUUUGGGAGUCUUAAGUUUGCGCGACAAUAAAUUGAAGAAAUUGCCACCAGAGAUGGGUAAUUGCAGUGUGUUGCACGUGCUCGAUGUGUCCGGCAAUCAAUUGCAGUAUUUGCCCUACUCACUUGUGAAUCUGCAAUUGAAGGCCGUGUGGUUGUCAGAGAAUCAAGCACAGCCUUUGCUCACAUUUCAGCCAGACGUGGACGAGGAGACCGGUGAACAGGUUCUGACAUGCUAUUUACUGCCACAACAAGAAUAUCAACCAAUUGCUCCAGAUUUUCCACCCGGCCAACUUUAUAGAUCGAGUGAGAAAUUCGAUUCAUCGGAAUUUCAUAAUUAUCAACAACAAGCACGUGAACAAGAACCAGACUCCGAAGGUUGGGAAGAGCGUGAAGCUUCUAGGACACAUUCCGUUAAAUUUAAUGCCGACAUACCAAUUCAAGAUAAAGACACACCAUUUACGCGUCAAAACACCCCACAUCCCAAGGAAUUGCGAGAUAAGGCCAAAAAACUAUUAGCCAAAAAUCGUACAGAUGAGGCGCCUGGCGUAUCGUCGAAUUUGGAUACAUUAACAGAAGAGAAACAACCGCUAAUGGUGAGACAAGACUUGAAUUCCACACCAGUGGAGAGUUUAGUCGCGUCAAAAACCGCUUUUCAAGUAGAACAGCAAGUACAACAACCGAACACACCACAUCAACAAACUCAACAUUCACAACCCCAAAUGCUGUUAGUGAAGACACAAGCCACGCAACAGCAACCACCGGGAAAAUCAACUACACCAAUAGCGGGUGGUGAAAACACACAACAGCAACCAUCAUCACAUGUCAAUGUUAAACCGGAAAAUGUUAAUGUUAUUACUGCAGCCAGCUCUGCUCAUGACGACGACGAUGAUGAUGAUAAUCUUGAUGAGGAAGAUGAUGAUUAUGAUCAAUCUGAUAGACGUGUCGGCUUUCAAGUGGAGGGUAGCGAGGAAGACGAUUUCCGUAAUAGACCACCGAAAUUGCAUAGACGUGAUACGCCUCAUCAUUUGAAAAACAAACGUGUCCAACACAGCAUCAACAACAAGAAAGAUCAUGAAAUUUUGGCCACUGCUUUGCAACAAGAGACCAAAAAACUCCAACAAUUACCAACAGUCCAAUCACCUAUUGCCGAGAAUCCCUCAGCUGAACAGAGUGAACAAGAGACGGAUAAUGGUAAUGGCUUUGCUAAACCUCAACAUCCUUUCGAGGCUCCUCUAUCACCCAUACAAACACCACCAGUGAUGGUAACAUCGUCAGAACUGCAAACAAAUAGAGCCAGUUAUCCUGUUGCCAUUGUAUCUGAUGAUGCCCUUGAUGGUGUCACAGAAUUGCGUCUGGAGCAGUAUGAAAUUCACAUUGAACGUACCUCGGCUGGCCUUGGCUUAAGCAUCGCUGGCGGCAAGGGCUCAACACCGUUUAAGGGCGAUGAUGAUGGCAUUUUCAUAUCACGUGUCACCGAAGGGGGUCCAGCUGAUUUAGCCGGCCUUAAAGUUGGCGAUAAAGUUUUAAAAGUCAAUGGUAUACCUGUCGUCAAUGCCGAUCAUUAUCAAGCUGUACAAGUGCUAAAGGCCUGUGGUGCUGUUUUGGUUUUAGUUGUGCAGCGUGAAGUAACACGUUUAAUUGGUCAUCCUGUAUUUAGUGAGGAUGGUUCAUUAUCACAGAUUUCUGUUGAAACACGUCCCUUGGUGUCUUCCAUUCCUCAACUGCAACAGCAACAACAACAGCAGCAAACACAUGAAAGAUAUAUACCACCACCCCUGGAAAUACUGCCAGAACAUCAAGAGCAACAACAUUCACAACCCCAGCAGCAGCAGUAUUCGGCAACAAAUUUGCACAAUUAUCACGCAAAUGUAUUUACCACACCAGGAGCAGUUACAGCAGCAACAGCAACAACGUCAACAGCCUUUCAGGAACCACAACAUGUUGGCGAUGUUGCAACAACGACAGCAGCAUCAACAAAUGGCAUUUUUGAAAAUGGCAAGGAUGGACCAUUGAGUUAUAUAACGCUGCAUACAACAUUAAUACGUGAUCAAAUUGGCCAGGGUUUGGGCUUUAGCAUUGCUGGUGGAAAGGGCUCUCCACCCUACAAAGAUGGAUGUGAUGGAAUUUUCAUUUCACGCAUAACUGAAGGUAGUCUGGCGCAUCGUGAUGGCAAAAUAAUGGUGGGCGACCGUGUAAUGGCUAUUAAUGGCAACGACAUGACAAGUGCCCAACAUGAUGCAGCCGUUCAGUGUUUGACACAACCACAACGGUUUGUACGUUUAGUCUUACAAAGAGAAUACCGCGGUCCAUUGGAGGCACCUCUAAGCCCUCACAGUCCGGCUGUAUUGAAUGCCCUAAGUCCAUCAGGAUAUUUAACCAAUCGUCCUGCCAAUUUCCAACGUUCCAUUGGUGAUAUGGUUGGGGAACAACAACAGCAGCAACAGCAGCAACAACCGCAAACUUAUCAAACACAACCGAUUCAAUAUGAUACGAAUAAAAUGAUGGCCUCAACGAUACCAACUACGAAUACAGUGCCUGCUACAAAAACCAAUGGUUUUGCCAACACCAACACACUAUAUCAACAACAACAGCACCAGCCGCAGCAGCAACAACAUCAACAAAUCGAUAAUGCGACUGGCCUACCCAUACCAGUACCAGCACCCCGUCGCUCUAAUUCCAUACCUUUAGGCGAUGGCCCAGAGGCAACUUCUGCCUCAACGUCAUCACUUACAACCGUUACUUCCCCCACAUCAACACAAAACGGCACAAUACCUCAGCAUCCUUCGGCCGGCUCAUCGUCAACAUCAUCCCAACCCACCGCCACCACCACCACUGGCACAACAACAGAUUCAACCGAAACUCAGCCUACACCUUUAAGGCCAUUGACGAGUGAAGAUUUUCAGGCAAUGAUACCGGCACAUUUCCUAAGCGGUGGUUCUCAGCAUCAAGUGCAUGUGGCCAAGCCAAAUGAAGUUGGUGUAGCUGGUGUUACUGUAACCGUCAAUAAGGCUGUUCCCGAUAUGCCCAUGUUCCCAGCAGCUCCCACCGAAAUGGGUCGCAUUACUGAGACGAUAACAAAAUCGACUUUUACGGAGACUGUUAUGACAAGAGUCACCGAUAAUCAUUUAGCGGAACCCCUAAUAAGUGAGGAUGUUAUAUUGCCUAAAAAUCAGGGUUCAUUGGGUUUCAGCAUAAUUGGUGGUACCGAUCAUUCAUGUGUUCCUUUCGGCGCUCGAGAACCGGGUAUUUUUAUAUCUCAUAUUGUACCAGGUGGCAUUGCAGCAAAAUGUGGCAAAUUGCGUAUGGGUGACCGUAUUUUAAAAGUUAAUGAUUCCGAUGUCUCACGUGCCACUCAUCAAGAUGCAGUGUUGGAAUUACUUAAACCGGGCAAUGAAAUUAAAUUGACAAUACAACAUGAUCCAUUACCAGCUGGUUUCCAGGAAAUUAUCAUCAGUAAAACUGAUGGCGAACGCCUUGGUAUGCACAUUAAGGGCGGCCUUAAUGGUCAGCGUGGCAAUCCAGUCGAUCCUACAGACGAGGGUGUAUUUGUUUCAAAAAUAAAUUCCGUUGGUGCGGCUAGACGUGACGGAAGGCUUAAGGUUGGCAUGCGUUUGUUGGAAGUGAAUGGCAACUCCUUAUUGGGUGCCACACAUCAAGAUGCAGUUAAUGUUUUACGUAAUGCUGGAAACGAUAUACAUUUGGUCGUUUGUAAGGGAUACGAUAAAUCCAAUUUAAUUCAUUCCAUUGGUACAGCUGGUGGCAUGAGUACUGGCUACAGCAGACAUGGUUCUCGUGCCUCUGAAACUGGUUCCGAAAUAAGCCAAAGUCAAAGUACAUCCAGUUUAGAUCGUGACGAUGAUGAACGCUUUAAACAUGAUUUGGAAGUUUUUGCAACAAAAUCUGAACAGAGUAAUGAACAACCCACGUCAGUGUUAGCAAACGCUGCUGCCAUGGCGCAUUCACCCACCUCCAUUACAACACCGGCAGCAGCACCAGGAACAACAUCAACAAUACCCACAAUAGCAGCAGCAAAACCUACAGAUGGUUACAGUACAGCACAACAUCAUCAGCAACAUGAUGCUGCUGCUGUUGUUGCUUUGGCUCACAAUACCGAACAGUCCUUGGCUUCCACUAAAGAAAAGAGUACCCCUGAAAAAGUUUUGGAAAUUGUACGAGCUGCUGAUGCAUUCACUUCAGUGCCACCCAAAUCACCAUCCGAACAUCAUGAUCAGGAUAAAAUACAAAAGACUACAACGGUUGUCAUAUCGAAGCAUACAUUGGAUACAAAUCCAGCCAUACAACCGGCACCAUCACCAACAUCACCGUCGGCAACAGGAACAUCGCCACAGAACUCAACGGCAACAACUUCACCCGUUUCACAGCCUCAGACACCACAGAUCGAGCAAGGUGCCGGCAAAUUGAGAGAUCCCCGCUUUGAAUACAAACAAAUGGUGGAUAAUCAAAAUAUUGAAAAAGAUGAAGUUAAAGUUGAGCCCGUCUACAUUAUUGAUGAUGACGAGGACGAAGACGACGAUGAUGAUGACGACGAAGACAACGAAGUAGACGAUAGUGAUGAUGACGAAGAUGACGAUGAAGAGGGCGAGCAUGAAGUUCAAUCGCCACCAGAUACAGUCACUGAACAGACUGAAACCGAUUCCGACUAUUUCGAAAAACCUAGGCCUACUGGCCGUUAUACAAGCGACUCGGAAAGCGAUACACAAAAACUGAAAUUUCAAACAGCCUCAGGACGUAGUACACCCGAUCUCUCAUCGUCUGCUUAUGGUGGACAUCAUCGUAAAUCGGUUAGUUUUGAUUUGAGCGGAGACGAACGUUCCAAAUCAGAUUACGAACGUUCUCGCACUCCGGAAUCGUAUGCGUCUCGCUAUUAUGAUUCGGAACAUGAAUAUAAUCCCUCUAGAGCACGCAUGCCACGCAAAGGAAUUUUAAGAUCUGCCAGUCCCUCGUCGUCCAACAAUUCCACAUUAGAAAAGAAACGACCCGAUAAGUUACCAACACUUGUACCAACAGUGGCACGUAUCAAAGAAAUCGAUUCGCCAACUUUGCAACAUGCCACUACGAGGUCAGCAUCUCCUCAUCGAGUCCCAAGUGUUUUAAGUAGUGGCUAUCGUAGUCCUCCACCUCCUCCUAUUGAAAGUGUCAAAUUGCCUACCGAAAUCGAACGUGAAAAUCCUUUCCGUGAUGCAUUUUUAGAUAAAAAUCGUAUGGAUGAUGAAUACACAGAAAUUGCCAAAGCCAUUUCCAAAUCACCACGUUCACCCAAAGACACAAACUAUUUCUUUGGCGCCAAAUCUGGCUGGAAAUCUAGCGAAGAUAUUUUGCAGUCGGAGAGGACAAGUGGCCGCAGUACACCCAAUACGGUCAUAAGUCAACAAUCAAAAUCGACAGAAAACUUAGCGAGUCGUCCCAAAAAACCACCACCAACUCUGCCAAAACCCAAAGUGAAAAAGGCAGAUUUGGUUAAAAAUUUCGCAUUAGAAUCAUUCCAAAGUGCUGAUGUUGGCCAUGGUGACUUUGCAGUAUUUGAACAUGAUCCCAAUACCAAUGAAAUACAUCAAGUAUCCAGGUCUACAAACUCCGGUCCGUCCUCUACGCCGAGCCCGAGACUGCCCGUAAGAGUUAAUAUACCAAAAAGUCCUUCCAGACCGAAAGACAGUCCACCGCCGCCACCGAUUAACUUCGCUACUAUGCCAAAACUUCCACCAAAAAUGCAACCCUCCUUAAUUCCCGCUAUACAUGAUGAAUCACACUAUAUGGAAGUCUUACCACCAUUACCGCCAAUUCCACCGCUACUAGCUGCUCCCACUAUAGACGAAGUGCCGCCAUCUCAAAGACGACCUUCAGACUUUAUUCACGAAAAUUCGCCCGACAAUAUUCUAGUAUCCGAGGAAGAACACCGCACCAUAUUGUUGCAGGAAAACGAGCUGCGCAAUCAAUUGCGACGAACGGGUAGUAAAUCCCAAAUACCAGAACUUGGAGUGCCGCCUGAGCUAGCACCUCCGGUUCCCGGUAGCCAAUAUAGCAGUAGUAGCAGCAGCUCGAGUUACAAACAUUUGAUUUCACCUGCUGACGCAACAAAGACAUCAUCAUCUACAACAACUAAAGUGCCUAAAUCGGUAUCCGAUAAAAAACGUUUCUUUGAAUCUGCCAUGGAGGACCAACACAAGCCCACACAAAAGACAGACAAAGUUUUUUCGUUCCUGUCAAAAGAUGAAGUUGAAAAACUGAAACAGGAGGAAGAACGUAAAAUUGCAACAUUACGCCGUGAUAAAAAGAAAUCAAGAUUAUUGGAUGAUGCCAAUAGCAAAAUUGACAACAAUGAUGAUGAUGAUGACAACCAUGUCGAUGAUGACAAUGAUGAUGAAGAUGAUUACAGCGAAGAAGACGAUAAUGAUAUUGAUGACGACGAUGAGUACGACAAUGAGGAUGCAGUCGAUAUGCAUCACCAGCAACAAAUUCGAGCAAGAAAUGCAAAUGACAAUAUUGAUGUUUUACGUGAAACUUUAAGUGACGAUGAUGCCGAAGACAUCGGCAGUAAAACUAUAAACCCGGCUAAGAACUUAAAGCCAACAGCAACAACAACAACAAGCACCAACGUCACCACCACCUCAACCAACAAGAGUUCAAAAUUAAAAGCACCAACACAAAAGGUAAGAGACAGCAAAGCAAAGGAUGAAUCUAAAGGAAAUUUAAAACUGGAAACGAUAGCGAACAAGACAACUAAAAAGGUAAUAGUAAAACCAAAAGCAACACUAACAACAAAGACAAAGGCGAAAACAAUAGCAACAGCUAUACCAACAACAACAGCAACAACAAUAUCGACAGCAACAGCUAUGAGUAGAGAUGAAAAAGAAUCUAAGAAAACUGUUCCGAUUAAGCCUCAAGUAACACAGGUGCCAUCUGAAACAAUAGCAACAACAUCGACGACGACGACGACAACAGCACAAACAACGAAACCUUCAUUGUUGCCGAAACCAAAGGUUAAAGUUGUUAUACCACCAGCUCUAUUACAAAAGCAACAACAGCAACAACACCUGCAACAACAAACGUACACUCAUCAACAGCAGCAACAAUUCGAAGAAGAUGAAGAAGUAUUAGACGAACACGAACUCGACUACAAUGUUGAUGAAGAACAUGAACCGGAAGCUGCUUUUACACCCUCUAGUCGCAUACCAGUGCGUACAGCAAAUGCUGAAAAGCGCGCCUUAUUGGCAGGCGUCACAUCUUCCUCCGAAGAGACCUCUCCCCCAUCUACCUCUAAUUUGAAAAAAAGCAAAGCUCUGAUAAAUGCUGAGAAACGUGCUUCAUGGCGUGCUGCCCGUUUGCGUUCUUUGGAAAAGGGUGCUGUAGAAGCCCAAACUGUCAUACAAAAUAUGACAAAAAUAGCCGAUGAUCUCUUGACUGAGACUCUACCCACAGAGCAGGCAAAAAAGAUUGUUUUUCCAAAAAUUGCCAUUAAGUCUAGCGAUGGUCCGGUCAUAAUACGUGAACGAGAGAAAAUACUUGAUGAAAAGAUUGUACGACGUACAGAAGAGGUGCCAUGUCCCAUAACAGGACGACCUCAAUUGCGUACGGUCGAGUACAUAGAAAAGAUCAUCGAAACUGAGGUGGAAACUAGUCGAGAGAAGAUAAUCUCAUUAGAGUUGCAGGACCCAGACAAGAGCGAUACACCGAACGCAUCAAUAGACUUAAUGACACAGCAUGAGCACGAGAACAACGUUGAAAGAAAAGAACAGAAGGUAAUCUGGGGCGAGAAGGAGGAGGGCGAGGAGCAGAAAGUAGGUGCAGUAAAUGAACAACAUAAUCAAGAGCAGAUGAUGCCACAACAACAAGUACCACAGCUUUUGCAGACCCAGGUGUCAGAAGAUGACAAGCAGGAGAAAAGUAAAGAGAAACUACAAUUGCCUGGAGUAACGAGUAGAACAUUAGUGGAAACAGUAGAAAAGUUGCACAUUACCCAUAAAUAUGAAAAUGCUAACGACAGUAAUAACAAGGAAAUACAAAAAGAACAACACCAGGAAUUCUUAGAAAAUGUUAAUGAUGAUGAAGCAGAGGAAAGACAUGAUGAUGAUGAUGAUGACGAGGAAGAUGAGGAGGAGGAGGAAGAGACCGACUCAGCUUCUAUUGUAACAGUGCAACAAAAUACAGAAAAACUAUAUUUGCGUAACGAUGACGACGAGUUUCCUUCAAUUGAGUUGGACAGUUUAAGUAGUGGUGGCAUUUUUGGGCCUUCUUCCUUGGACAGUGUAGGCUCUUCCACAAAAGUGAGCAUAAAGCCCUCUACUAUAACGAUGCAUCAAACACUGGCAAAAGAAGUGGUUUUACCGACAACUACAAAGAUUACCUCUUCCAUGAAAACCAUACGCUCAAAAGCAUACCAAGAAAUGGAUGACUUUGAGUACGACGACGAUGAUGACGAUUAUGACUGCGAUUACAAUGUACCAUCUACAGCAACAUUAACACCUGUCACUGCAUCUACAACAAUGACAACAAGAACUCAAAGCAUAGUUGAAGUAGUGAAUCCUUUAAUCACGGGUGAGGGUCAGGUUCAACGCAUCGCUUUCAGUCGUUCGCAUCACAGUGAAUAUCCCUCGUUUGACAAUGAUGACGAGGAUGUUGGGGAUGAGGAAGAUUUUGAAAAAUUGCCUGCUUCGCUACAAGUUUUGCGCAGUGAAACUUUUGUUUUGCCAGCGCAAAAAGAACGUAAAGAACUUUCUCUGAAUGCCAAAAUGAAAAAUGUUUUAGAAGAGUUGUUGGAAAAUGAACGUGUGAAAUAUAAUUUGCAAAAAAGCCUUGAGGAGCAAGCCAAUAGUGAUGAAACUGCAAUGCCAGCUUAUGGUGAUGCUGACGAUGAUGAGCAAACAAAAGAUGAAAUUGACUUUGCUGCCACACAAACAUCAAGAGAUAAUAAUGGAAAUCGUCAUGUCUUAAAUGCUUUAAUUAGAGACAGUAAUAAAAACACGUUGCAAAAGCUACAAAGCCAACUACAAAACAAAGAUAAUGCAGAUGACGAGGAUGAUGAUGAUGACGAAGAAGAUGAAGAAGAGGACGAUAAUGAUGAUGAUGAUGAUGAGGAGGAGGAUGAAUAUGAAGUGGCAGAAGAGGAAGAGGAGGAAUCAGAAGAAACUGAAGAAAGUGAAAGUAGUGAUAGUGAUGAUGAAGAUGACGACGAUGAUGAUGAAACCAUACAUAUAACGUUUGUUGAUGGUGCCAAAGUUAUUGAAAAUUUCAAUACCAAUACUCCCAUGAAAUUGCAAAAAUCUCAAACCUAUAAUACCAUGAAGGAGGCGGCUGAGGCCAUGACUGAAAAGCCCGAUGACAGCCAAAUGAUUACAAGCGAUAAGCAAACAGAAUCACACACUACUAAAGAAGACGAUACGCAAACAACUUUAGAGAAACUAUUGGCUGAACAACAAAAGUAUGCUGAAAUUUCUAAACAAUUACGAAAAUCUGUAGAAAAUCUAUUAAUCGACGACGAAGCUGAUGAUGGCGAAGCUGAGGCAACUACUACCUCUACCAUAACAACAACCACAGAAACCACACACAUUGGUGAAACCCAACAAAAACCGAAAACGAAAAAAGUAGAGUCAACGAAAAGAUCGUCAAAAAACAAACCCUUGAAAGGAAGUGCCGAUCACGCCGACUCUGAAACGGGCGAAGAAAUAUUCAAUCGUCUUUUACAGGCUGGCGGUUCACGCAAACAAGUAUUUGACCAAGAAACCGAUGAAACCUUAACCAGUUCCACAAUCACCUGUACCGCAGACAAUGGUACAAUCAUAACGACCACCACAACAACCAUAUCAAAUGUUGCAACUAGUGGCAUUCCGCGCACAACGAAACACGUCGAAAAGGUAGUUAAAACUCAAGGCAAUAAAGAUGUUGACGACGACCACACAGAUAGAGAUAAUGAUGGAGGGGCAUAAAUUAUUUUAUUUAUUACGGUUUAUGGAUGUGCCUUCCUUUUUUUAUCAAGUGUAGUGCCCAGCAAGCAACACCCAUGACACGCACUACAAAUGACUCCCUUGGUGGAAACAUGAUGAUGGUACGGGAUUUUUGUAUUAGGGAUAUUAUUUCUUCCUGUUUUUUUUAGUUCCUGGUUUGUGUUCAAAUGUGUUUUGUAAAUUUUGUUUUUUUUAUGGAAAACAUUUGAUGAGUUGUGUUUUUAAAUAAAUACAUAUGGUCAAUUCACAAGGUCUCCUAUCAUGUCAUAAUGUACUAAUAUUUCACAAUGGUUUAAAAAUGUUGUUAUUUCAUUUCAAGCAAUAAUAAAUUAUACUAUUAUGUAUGCUAUGUUUAUUGUGUUAUAGUAACCAACCAGCAGAGACCUGCACCGAACGCCUAAGAGCCGGUUAAGCCGAGCCGCCGAUUCGUGAAAUAUUAAGACAUUAUGACAUGAUAGGAGACCUUGAAUUGACCAAUUAAAUUUUAGUUUUACGAUUCUUAGUUUGUUAUACUGAAAUAGUUGUUUGUAUUUUAUAAAUAUUCAAGUUAUCAUUAUUUUACACACAGUUUUUGUGCGAAUACAAAGUAGAAAUUAUUUGAUUUAUAAAGCACAAUAAAGAAAUAUUUACUUAAGUUGUGGGAUAAAUAUGCCGACCUUUAAUCGCAAAAUUUUUAGCCACAAAAGAAAGCGGCAACAGUUUGUAAAUAGGCAAAAUUCGUGAGAGAAUUAUAGUGAGAACAUGAAUUAUCAAAAACACAUGUAAUGAGAAUGUAUUUGAUGAAAUACUGUAGUUUGAAUCAGUGGCCGGCAUAAAGAGAAAAUUGUAAUUGUAAUAUCGUGGUUAUGUUUUUUUCCUCUAUUGUAUUCUGACCUAUUGAUUGUGAGUUUUGUUUCAUACUUGAUAAUUUUUAUGAAAUUCGUUGACAUUGCUUUGUUAACUAGUAAAUAACUGAUUAUAUUCGAUAUGAGUGCCAACCGACCACUGGUUUAAAUGUAUAUAUCCAAUUAAUUUUUUGUAUUACUACCAUCGAUAUCGGUAAAUAUUCAUUAUUAAUAUAAUUGACGAACAUAAGCUAUAAAUUGUACGGUGUGUGACCUAAACAUAUUUAUAGUGUUUCUCUAAUAUUUUUUCGAGAAACAUUCGCGAAUAUUUAAAUCUCGGUAUCAUGCUCGAAAGAUGUACUAACACGUAUGCAUACCAAAAUAAUAAUGUAAAAUAAGUAGCUCAAGAUAGCUUUUUUGGAAUUUGUAUUUUUACAGUUUUGUGCAGUGCACAUUUUUCGACAUUUUAGCAAUUUUGAGACGCUAGAUCAGGGAAAGGCAACCUAUACUAUUGAAUUUUACGAUUUUAUUAGUUAUGCACUCUCUCCUCUCUCGCCACGAUUCGGUGAUGCCAGUAAACUUUCGUCUCUUUUCCCCAAUUAAAAAUCUCAUAUUGUUCAUCAUGCAUCUUAAAUAGUUGGGACAAAUUUUAUUAUUUCUCUGGCACUCAAGCUAUACUGACUAAAGUUGUUUAUUUCUUUACAAUGCGUGUAAGAAAAGGCGUGGCGCCCAUCAUUUGCCUUUCCCUGCACUAGAUGCAGUUCUUUUGGUUUAGUUUGUCUUGCACUUUUUGUCUCCUAUUGGUUUUCGAGAUAUACCCGUGAGAAAAAUUGCAUGCUCUUCGGAAAAAUCAAGUUCUUGUCAAAACAUGAAGCCAUAAAAUCUGAAAAGAACCUAAAGCUUGCAAAAAUUCAAAUGGGUUUUGUUAGUUUCGAUUAGUAUUUGCAUUUUAUGUGUUGUACACAGUGCAAUUAAAUUAAUAAUUUUUUCGUUAAUCAAAAAUAUUGAUUAUUUUUUUUUUUUAAUUCUAAAAAAAAAGUUUAUUAAAUAAACAGUUCAAUUAAAGUUUCUACUUAAUGAACAAUUAACGGUAAUAAAUUCAUUUAUGAGCUUUAAUUUUUCAAUCUUCAUUUAACGAAAAAAUGGAUUUAUUUAACAACAGCUGUGAGUAAAAAAUUUGCAACACUAUAAAUCAUUGGUAGGCAAAAAGAGGCAUUUAAUUUGUGUGCUCUUUUGGGUAAAAAAUAAAAUAUCCACAACAACAUCAAGAAACUGAAUGAAAUGUGUGUAUUUUUACGCUCUAUUACGAUCUUUUGUUCACAUUCGGGUUGUUUGACGAAAAUCAUCGUAACCUGAACAAUAUGAACGCCUACCAUGGCUAUAAAUGAUUUUUAUAAGAAUUUGUUUCCUUAAAUUAAAAUCGAAUAUAUUUUUACUUUACACUAUUAUUAUCUGGCGAUAUAGUGCGGAAUUGACUAUUCUGAUUUGACCCGUGUGGGACAUAAUGGAUAUUCUGGGGUGUACUCGAGUUGAAUUAUUGAAUUUGCUCCGACCUGUAAUCUGUUUUUAUUAAAAUUCCAUUUCCCGAAUGCCUUCGGAUAUACACUGCACUUACAAGUGUCUUUAUCUUUUGUAGAAAUGGUUUUUAAUAGAAAUACGUAGUUCAUAUUGUUUGCCAAUUAAACCUAUGAUUCUUAAAUUAAUUGAUCUUCUAGAUUUGUUACUCUUUUUGUAAAGAUCUUCAUUAAUUCAAUUUAAGCUUAGUUCAGAAACUCUUAUCAUAAAACCAUUCUCAACUUAACAAAUUCUUUAGAUUCAUUCAAACACUUUUAUUUAUUCGAUCAUUGUUA
Messenger RNA from Calliphora vicina (urban bluebottle blowfly), 14259 nucleotides. It is a transcript of the gene scrib, whose product is annotated as scribble. Gene Ontology annotation, biological process: receptor clustering; neurotransmitter receptor transport, endosome to postsynaptic membrane; embryo development. The record is from RefSeq and is a predicted model, not a curated record. Gene Ontology annotation, molecular function: protein binding. Bases 618 to 11567 code for a protein of 3649 amino acids. Lineage: Eukaryota; Metazoa; Arthropoda; Insecta; Diptera; Calliphoridae. Gene Ontology annotation, cellular component: basolateral plasma membrane; postsynaptic membrane; adherens junction. The transcript is spliced from 32 exons.